Morchella importuna is the source of this 2844-nucleotide messenger RNA. RefSeq lists its product as uncharacterized. Gene Ontology annotation, molecular function: centromeric DNA binding. Lineage: Eukaryota; Fungi; Ascomycota; Pezizomycetes; Pezizales; Morchellaceae. Gene Ontology annotation, cellular component: kinetochore. The transcript has 4 exons. The record is from RefSeq and is a predicted model, not a curated record. The coding region runs from base 1 to 2844 and encodes 947 amino acids. Gene Ontology annotation, biological process: kinetochore assembly; attachment of mitotic spindle microtubules to kinetochore; spindle attachment to meiosis I kinetochore.
AUGCCGCCAAAGCGCGACACAAACUUUACUGAUAUCGGUGUCGCUGGACGCAAAACCGGCGUAACGAUCCGCGACACCGGCCACCGCGACGAACUCGGCAUGGAGCCACUCUCGGGCUUCUUCAGCUCCCCCAUCAAAACGCCCGCCCCACCACCACAAUCCAAAACCCCCGCCGCUGACCUUGCCCCCACCACCACCGCCCAGCAGCCCACGAGCUCCCCAGCAAAACUGUCAAUGAGCAUGGACCUCGUCACCACCACCAGCCCGACCCCCGCCCGCCUCAGCCGCGACCGGGCGUCGCUGCCCCCGCGCGCGCGCUCGCCGGCAAAGACGGCGAUCGGCGGCGUCACGCCUGCGCGCAGGGCGUCGAGCGUGGGGCUGGGCACGCCUGCGGAGGGCGUCGUGGAGAGGGUGCUGUUUACCAGCGCGGUAGCAGCAGCAGCAGCAGUGGUGGAGAGCUCGCCGGUGCUGCCGGUGCUGCCGGGGGUGGCGGAGGAGACGGCGUCGUCGUCGCCGGCGCUGUCGCUGCCGCCGGUGAAGGCGAAGAAGGCGCCGGUGAAGAGGGGCGGCGGGCUGCUGGUUAGUAAGAAGCCGCCCCCGGCGCCGGCGCAGAAGACGUUUUCGUUGAUGGAGGACGAGGUGGAGUCGGAUGGGGAGUUGGAGUUGGGGGGGAGUGGGGGGGUGGAGGAGGAUAGUGUUGUGGAGGCGGCGGUGACGCCGGUGGCGACGACGAAGGGGAGGGGGAAGACGGCGGCCGCGGCGUCGACGGAGAAGAAGAAGGUUAAUGGCAGCGCGAAGGGGAAGGGCAGGAAGGCGGCGGUAGCCGUAUCAGAGCCAGAGCAGGAGGAGGAACAGCCCGAGGAGGAGGAGGCCGAAGCUGAGCCGACGCCGAAAACUAAGCCUGCCACUGCGCGCGCGAAGAAGGCCGCGGCCAAGGUCGUCCUGGAGCCGGAGUCGGAGGCCGAUACAGAGGUCGAGGCGGUGGCGAAGACGAAAGCGGCGAAUAACCGCGGGAGGAAGACGAUUGCGAAAGCGGCGGCGCAAGAACCGGAGGUAGAGCAGGAGCAGGCGGACGAGGACACCGAGGUGGAGGAGGUCCCGGCGCCGACGACGAAGACGAAGGCUGCAGCGGGCAGGGGGAAGAAGGCGAAAGCCGUUGAGCCAGAGCCGGAGCCGGAAGCGGAGGGAGAAGAAGAAGUAGUCGAGGAUCCGACGCCGAAGCGGAAAGGUGUGGCGCGCGGGAGGAAGAAGGCUGCGAAGCCUGCUGCUGGACCGGAGCCGGAGCCAGAAACGGCCGCGAAGACGGCGCCGGAGCCGGAGCCUGAGGGCGAGACGGAGUCCGAUCCAGCACCAGCGCCAGCGCCGAAAUUGAGAGGUCGCCAGAAGAAGACUGCGAAGGCCUCGGCGCCUGAAGCAGAAGCAGAAGCAGAAGCAGAAGAAGAAGAAGAGCAGGCAGCGCCUAAACAGCCGGCCAAGGGCAAGGGCCGUGGAAAAGCUGCUGCCGCUGCAAAGGUCGUUGACAACGAGGAGGAGGAGGAGGAGGAGGAGGAGGAGGUCGAGUCGGAUCCGCCUGCGCCAGCAGCUAAGGGUUCCCGCGCAGGGGGGAAGAAGGCGGUGAAGGCGACAGAGCGGGUCAAGAAGGCUGCGGCCCAGCCUGCAGUGGACUCCGAGGACUCUGAGCCCGCCACUACACGGGGCCGCCGCGCCGGCGCAAAGAAGGUCGUUGAGAUCCCCGAGUCGCCACUCGAGGCCACGCAGCAGCCCACGGACACUGAAGAAGCUGGCCCGUCACGGAAGCGCUCCAAGACCACCACCGCCGCCGCCGCCGCCAAAACUAAAGCCAAGCCCAAUGCCAAUGCCAAGGGUAAAGGUAAAGCACCCACUAAGCAGCUCAGCCCCGAACUACAGUCCUUCACGCCGCGCUCCAACUCCAAGCGCGCCUCUGCAGCAGUAAUCGGCAAAAGGGGCACCCAGCGCAUCAUCACGCAGCCCCCGCCCUCGCGCGCAGCAUCAGUGGAGGCUGCAGCCGCGGGCGCAAGAAGGUCUACCCGCGCGACGCUGCCGCCGCUCGCGUUCUGGCGCGGAGAGAAGGUGGUGUAUCAGCUCGACGGCAAGCGCGGAAAGGACGCGAUGGCGAUGCCGACGAUUGCGGAGGUGAUACGCGUCGAGAGCGACGAGGACGAGGGGAAGCGGGGGGUGAAGCGGAAGCGGGCUGCUGCUGGGGGUGCUGCGAAGAAGCGGGUGAGGAGUGAGGCGGUGGAGGUGGAGGCGGGGGAGAGUGAUCCUGAGGAGGAGGAUUGGGAGACGAGGGUGGUGGAUGGGGAGAUUGGUGUGGUGAGGGGGUAUGUUAAGACUUUUCGGCGUGAUGGUGGUGGUGUUAGGCGUGCGGAGGAGGAGGAGGAGGAGGAGCUGGAGGAGAGGGAGCUGGCGUUUUCGAGGAAUAGGAUUGUGACGGUGGAGGUUGCGAAUGGGGAUUUUACGUUUGUGAAGACGUGUACGGAGGAGUUUUUUGGGACGGGUAUGGUCGAGAUCCCGCCCGGGGGCGUGAAGAGGACGAAGAAUUCGGGGAAGAUGCAUUUGGUUUUCUAUGUCAUUGAGGGCAAGGUUGCGGUUAGGGUCGGCGAGAAUGCGUUUAGGGUGAGGAGGGGGGCGCAGUUUAUGGUGCCGAGAGGGAAUUUGUACUCCAUCGAGAACCCAUACGACUUUAAAGCAAAGAUGUUCUUUGCCCAGGGCUGCGAGAAGGUCGUUAGUGGCGGCGGCAGCAGCGGCGACGACGACGACGAUGAAGAGGAGGAGGAAGCCGAAGGCGACGAAGGGGUAGAUGGAGAAGGAGCCAGGGACUAG